AUGUCUCAAAAUCAACGAGAGGCCUGGGAGCGCCUGCAGGUCAUGCUCUCGAAGCGCAAGGCCGGCUUCGGCGGCGGUUUCCCAUCCGGUGGUGGCCGAGGAGGCAUGGGACUUGUCGGAACUCUUGUUCUCGCCGGUAUUGGUACCUACGUCGCGUCCAAUUCUCUCUUCAACGUUGACGGUGGUCACCGUGCCAUUAAGUACUCGCGCUUAGGUGGUGUCAAGAAGGAAAUCUACGCCGAAGGAACUCACUUCCAAAUUCCUUGGUUCGAAACACCCAUCAUCUACGAUGUCCGCGCCAAGCCUCGCAACAUCCCAUCUCUCACUGGUACCAAGGACUUGCAGAUGGUGAACAUCACCUGCCGUGUCCUGUCCAGGCCCCGUGUGGAUGCUCUUCCCCAGAUCUACCGUACUCUCGGUCAAGACUUCGAUGAGCGCGUUCUUCCUUCGAUUGUCAACGAGGUGCUCAAGAGUGUCGUCGCUCAGUUCAACGCCAGUCAGCUUAUCACACAGCGCGAGAAUGUUGCCCGUUUGGUUCGCGAGAACCUGGCCCGCCGCGCCGCCCGCUUCAACAUUGCCCUGGAUGAUGUUUCCCUCACACACUUGACCUUCUCUCCCGAGUUCACCGCCGCUGUUGAAGCCAAGCAGGUCGCUCAGCAAGACGCCCAGCGUGCCGCAUUCAUGGUCGACAAGGCCCGCCAAGAGAAGCAGGCUUUCAUUGUCCGCGCCCAGGGUGAGGCCCGCUCGGCCGAACUUAUCGGUGACGCUAUCAAGAAGAGCAAGAGUUACAUUGAGCUCCGUAAGAUUGAGAACGCCCGUCACAUUGCUCAAAUUCUCCAAGAGAACGGUGGCAAGAACAAGCUCUACCUCGACACCCAAGGCUUGGGCCUGAAUGUCAACUCUGGCAGCGAGGAGGGCAAAUAA
Penicillium olsonii is the source of this 924-nucleotide messenger RNA. The record is from the annotation of a GenBank genome assembly. Lineage: Eukaryota; Fungi; Ascomycota; Eurotiomycetes; Eurotiales; Aspergillaceae.